AUGUCGCCCCCAGCCGCGAUUGAGACCAUUACCCAGACCACCGGUGCCAAAACCGAAGAUGCCGUCACGGUCAAAGGGGUGAACAACGUCUCCGGCCGUCCAGGUUUCCGUUACGGCGCGGUGCCUAGGAAGGCGGCACAGACGGAGCCACUGAAGCAAGUCCGGAUUCCCAUUUUCGAUAACAUGGAAGACGAGCGCGCCGGCGGGCACGUUACGGUACGCGAUCCCAUUCUCACUGACGACUUCUGGAUCAACCCGCACGCGAAGAGCUUCAGCCGUAUGAAGCCCGAGGACUUGUGUCUAGUGAAUGACAAGGGCGUCGUGGUGGGAGGCAACAUGCAUGCUGUCAAUCCCGCUGGAUUCUCUAUCCACAGUGCCGUUCAUCGUGCUCGUCCCGAUGUGAUUGCAGCAGUUCACUGUCACUCGGUCCCCAGCAAGGCGUUCGCUUCAUUCGGGAAAAGGCUGGACAUGAUCAACCAGGAUGCUUGUCGAUUUUAUAACUGCCACUCUGUUUACGAGGGCAAAGCAGUGAUCCUUCAGAACCACGGUCUCCUAGCAGUAGGCAAGACCGUCGACGGAGCCACCUUUAACUUCGGCGCUCUUGAUCGCUGCAUCGAAGCUCAGUUGAUGGCUGAUGCUGCGGGCAAGAAUCGAGGCUGGGAGACUAUCAAGGUCGGUCAUGCAGAGGCCGAGUUCACCCGCCAUGUGUACAAUGAUGAGCUGGAAUACGUCACCUUUCAGCCUGCAUUUGAGGAAGUGGUGUAUAAUUCGACCGGAGAACUGUCUCUGACGGUGGGCAAUGAGAAAUAUCCAGACGAAUCGAUGAAUUCUUUUGGAAGGAGCGCCCACGUUGUCAAAUAG
Messenger RNA from Rhinocladiella mackenziei CBS 650.93, 861 nucleotides. RefSeq lists its product as uncharacterized. The record is from RefSeq and is a predicted model, not a curated record. The transcript has 5 exons. Gene Ontology annotation, molecular function: actin filament binding. Bases 1 to 861 code for a protein of 286 amino acids. Gene Ontology annotation, cellular component: cytoskeleton. NCBI's taxonomy places the organism in Eukaryota, Fungi, Ascomycota, Eurotiomycetes, Chaetothyriales, Herpotrichiellaceae.